AUGAAUAUCCCAUUUAUACGGAUCUUGGAGAGGAAAGGGAAAAGAUUUCGUCUUACUCUUCUCACAUCAACUCUCUCAUCCCUCCAGGUGUCGUGGAUCAGACAGCGAGACAUCCACAUCCUCACGGUCGGGCGCUACACCUACACGACAGACCAGCGCUACGAGGUAAUCCAUUCCCAAGGCUCCAAAGACUGGAUCCUCAAGAUAAAAUACGCCCAGGUUCGAGAUUCGGGCAACUACGAGUGUCAGGUGUCUACCAAGCCCGUGAGAUCUUACGCCGUCCAUCUCCAUGUCUUUGCUCCCUUGGCUGAGAUCAUCGGAGCCCCAGACAUGCACGUGGACAAAGGCUCUACCAUCAACCUCACUUGCGUCAUUGCACACAGCCCAGAGCCGCCGGCCUACAUCUUUUGGUAUCAUAACGGCAAGGUUGUGAACUACGAAUCCCCAAGGGGCGGUGUAACAGUGACGAUAGAACGAGGCAACACAUCCCGUAGUUCUCUCAUGAUACAGGAAGCCAAACCUCCUGAUACUGGGAAUUAUACCUGUGCUCCAUCCAAUACUGCCCCAGCUUUCAUACACGUACAUGUACUAAAUGGAGAAACCCCGGCAGCCAUGCAGACCAACAGGGGAGUGGCUAUCGCUGCCCCACCCCUUGGACACGCCCUCCUUACAUGCCUUUUGAUGGGCGUGCAUCUCGUCUUCCUCGUCGAGAAUCUGCUCCUGCCAGGAACUUUCAGAGGAGGUGGAGACAGGACGUAGGCUUAUACCAAUGCCUAUAUCCCUCAUCAUCAUAUAGGCCUAUACUACUGGAUCUCCAUCUACUGUCUCUGCUAUGACGAUGGGUCGUCGCCUUUACAUGUACAAAUUACACAAUGAGUUCACUUAGUAACAUUGUAAUGAUAGUAGCUAAGUGAGUGCGUUUCCUUGUGUGUUCUUAUGGCAAGUUAACGCUCGGUGGAGAGACGUGUUGGGACUUUUUUUGCAUACAAGGAAGGAAGGAAGACGACAUUCGCUUUGUUUACCUUUAGAACUCUUAGUGCACGUUUUGUGGUUCUUGGAUCAUCGAUACUCUCUUGUUUCUUAGACUUUGCGACACGUUCACAAAACAAGGAAGUUAUUACUAGAGCACGUCCUACAGAAGUGAGGAUCCGAAAAUAUGUUAAUUCAAGUGAAAAUAAAAGUCAUAUCCUUCGAAUAUCAUCUCGGAAUAGUUACGUAAUCCCGAGAUUAGAACACAUUUCUGGAGCAACACCAGAGGCAGAGAUUUUGAAAUUGCUUCUCCAGUUGGCGUCAAACUUUAACACAGAACUGAAGGCUAAAGUGAAGACUUCUAACCUCUUUUACGCAACGACUCAUAUUGCCAUCUAAAGAAAGAAAGAAAAAAAAAACAACAACAACACUUUGUUUACAGGAGAUACCAAAGUAAGUCAGUGAGAGAAACAAAUACCAGGGAGAUAAACACUUUUUCCCUGUUCUUUUUCAGAUUUCGCAGAAAAAAAAUAACACUAAUUAAUCUUCAGUGAAAGUAGCAUACAUUUGUUAAACAAAGGAAACAGUUAUUAAUACUGUCUGGGUCGUAUUCACAAGAUCCAGGUCACCCCCCCCCCCCAAAAAAAAAAAAAAAAAAAAAAAAAAAAAGUAUGUGUUUAAGAAAUAAUGAAUAAGUUAAUGAAAAACAAGGUUAUUUUUUCAGGAACAAGAUCAUCAGUCCUAUUAUCCCAAAAAAAAACAACAACAUAAGCAAGCAUAGAGUAUAUGCGUAUAAAAAAAAAAGAAAAAAAAAAUACAAAUAAACAGAAAGGACGAACGUUUUUUGAUCUACAAAACGAAGAAAAAUAUCAGUGGUACUGGAAGAAGAGUGAUAUGUAACAUUCCAUGUCUUGUAGCUGUGUUCUGUCGCCCAGAAGCCAAUGGGGAUUUCGUAGAAACGUUUUAAAAGUGUGCGUCUUCGGUAUUAACUUAUUUCAUGUAUGUAGAUUAUGCUGUGGACCAUCGCAAUGACAUUUGUGGUUGCACGGUUGAAUUCUUUUAUUAUCUAAAUCAUUUUUGCAUUGUUG
Molecule: messenger RNA, 2057 nt
Organism: Penaeus chinensis
Lineage: Eukaryota; Metazoa; Arthropoda; Malacostraca; Decapoda; Penaeidae
Product: zwei Ig domain protein zig-8-like
Exons: 6
Coding region: 1-759 (252 amino acids)
Biological process (GO): synapse organization
Cellular component (GO): neuron projection membrane
Source: RefSeq, a predicted model, not a curated record